AUGGACAACGCUGCUUUAUUACUCCAAUUAUUAACAAAUCCAAGUGCUUUACAACAAGCGCUUACAACUAUUACACAAAAUCAAGAAAGUUCAUCUACGCCUGAAUCUACACUGCCAGCAUCAUCUAAUGCUAUUAUAGGAAUUGUUAAUACAGCAGCAA
Molecule: messenger RNA, 160 nt
Organism: Dentiscutata erythropus
Lineage: Eukaryota; Fungi; Glomeromycota; Glomeromycetes; Diversisporales; Gigasporaceae
Source: the annotation of a GenBank genome assembly